AUGGCUUUCCUCGCCAACAUACGGCGCUUUCACCACAACAAUGUCGCAACUCUCCGGCGAACCCCGCUCUCCGAGAUCUCCGGCGCCCUCGGCGACCUUGGCACGCUGCUCCCUCUCAUGAUCACUUUGGCUGUUAACGGGUCCAUCUCGCUUUCCACGACCCUCGUUUUUUCGGGCUUCUAUAACCUGCUCACCGGUGUGGUAUUCGGUAUUCCGCUGCCGGUGCAGCCCAUGAAAGCUAUAGCGGCGGCUGCCAUAGCAUCGCAUACCUCUCUCAGAGAGACUGUGGCCGCAGGGAGCGUGACUUCAAUCAUCGUGCUGAUCCUCAGUGUCACCGGCUUGCUGCACUGGGUGACGCGGAUCAUCCCCGUGCCCGUGAUCAAAGGGAUCCAGUUCGGCGCCGGCCUGUCACUGGUCAUCUCCGCGGGCACUACGCUCCUCCGGCCGCUUCCGUGGUUCUUCCCCUGGCCUCUCGACAACCGCGUCUGGGCCCUCGGCGCCUUCCUCUCGUUGAUCGCGACGCAGAAGCUGUCUCGUUUCCCGUAUGCCCUGAUCAUCUUCAUCGCCGGCUUGAUCCUGGCCUUCGUGGUCUUGGUGACGGACCACCUCGGCUAUGGACAUCACUACCACCUUCCCUGGUUCCGGUUCUGGGAUCCGUUCGUCAUCCUGCCCUGGUGGAGUCCCGAUGCCAUCGGCAUGGGCAUUGCACAACUACCGCUCACAACCCUGAACUCGGUGAUCGCAGCCAGUGCACUGGCAUCUGAUCUCUUGCCUGAACUGCCAGCGCCAAGUGUCACAGAACUUGGUAUCAGCGUUUCCCUGAUGAAUCUGACCGGGUGUUGGUUCGGCGCCAUGCCCGUGUGCCACGGAGCCGGGGGGCUGGCGGCACAGUAUCGAUUCGGCGCCCGUAGCGGAGCCAGCAUCAUCCUGCUCGGUCUGUUAAAGAUCAUCUUGGGUCUGGUAGUCGGUGAAUCUUUGCUGGGCCUCCUACUUGCAUUUCCAAACAGCCUUCUCGGCAUCAUGGUCAUAGCAGCGGGUCUUGAGCUUGCGAAAGUAGGCCAGAGCCUGAAUCAUGGCGCCACAGACUUGUGGGAAUCUAGUGUCGAGCAGCACAAUUUGAUACACAGAAAGAUUUCGGAUGACGAAAGGCUGGAGAGAUGGACAGUAAUGCUCAUGACGACUGCCGGCAUCCUGGCUUUCAAGAAUGACGCUGUCGGAUUCCUAGCUGGCAUGUUCUGCCACUGGUCUUAUCGGGUUGCGGAGCGGAUUGAAAAGAGAAGAGGAAACAGCCUUGAGAGAACGCCCUUGUUGAACACGUAA
Neoarthrinium moseri is the source of this 1320-nucleotide messenger RNA. RefSeq lists its product as uncharacterized. Gene Ontology annotation, biological process: molybdate ion transport. The transcript has 2 exons. The record is from RefSeq and is a predicted model, not a curated record. Lineage: Eukaryota; Fungi; Ascomycota; Sordariomycetes; Amphisphaeriales; Apiosporaceae. Gene Ontology annotation, molecular function: molybdate ion transmembrane transporter activity. Bases 1 to 1320 code for a protein of 439 amino acids.